Frankliniella occidentalis (western flower thrips) is the source of this 5775-nucleotide messenger RNA. RefSeq lists its product as uncharacterized. Gene Ontology annotation, biological process: negative regulation of transcription by RNA polymerase II. The record is from RefSeq and is a predicted model, not a curated record. Bases 347 to 3445 code for a protein of 1032 amino acids. Gene Ontology annotation, cellular component: PRC1 complex. Gene Ontology annotation, molecular function: promoter-specific chromatin binding. NCBI's taxonomy places the organism in Eukaryota, Metazoa, Arthropoda, Insecta, Thysanoptera, Thripidae. The transcript is spliced from 7 exons.
UUUGGGAAAAUUUCUGCCUCAUAGAUCAGAUCAUUUCAUUUCAAGGCUGGCUUAAUGAAAUUCACAAGUAGGCCUACAUGGAAUGUUUUCUGCAGUAGAUUUUAAUUUUCUAAUUGUGUAUAGCGAUACAGUUUCAGAUUUAUUUUGGCCAGAUUGUGACUCUACUGUACAUUUUAACGGUCUGGUAUUCGUAUCUUUUUUAUUUUUUUAAAAUGUGACGUCUUCUUUGCUACAAACAUUGCAAACCUCAAUGAGACAGGUUAUGUCAUCUCAGUUUGACAUUAAUCAAUGAGGGCAUGACAGGACUAAACUUCUGUGAUAAGGAUUUAUACUUAUAAAUACCAGGAUGAACAAUUGCGACACUGAACAGCCAGGCCGUCGCCGGCUACGAGUUGCAGAACUUCACCCACACUUAAUGUGUAUAUUAUGUGGAGGGUACUAUGUGGAUGCAACUACAAUCAUUGAAUGCUUACACUCUUUUUGCAAAAGCUGUCUUGUGCGAUAUCUAGAAAGCAAUAAGUACUGUCCAAUAUGUGAAGUUCAAGUCCACAAAACUAAACCACUCCUCAAUAUUCGGCCUGAUGAAACAUUGCAGACAAUGGUUUACAAACUAGUUCCGGGUCUAUUUCACCGAGAAAUGAGGUACCGUCAGGAGUUUUAUGCUCAGCAUCCUGAAGCUCCAGACUCUAACCCUGAGGACAGAGGUAUUGUUGAUCCAAUUGAGUGUCAAUACUACUCACCUGAAGAGCCUGUCAGUUUGGCACUGGAAUUUAAGACAGACAGUAUUAACAACAAUGGUGUCUACAAGCGCUACCUUCGAUGUCCUGCGGCUGUUACUGUUUCACACCUUCAAAAAUUGGUUCGGAAUAAGUAUGGUCUUUCUUCAAUGCAUCAUGUAGAUGUUUUGUUUGACGACAAGCUUCUGACCCCGGAUUAUAGUAUAAUGGAUGUUGCCUACACAUUCCAAAGGAAAAGAAAAGAACAGUUCAACUUUACAUACCGUAUUUUGGAAAAUCAAUUCAAAAGGAGAAAACUAGAGGAGUCUAAUGCAGUUGUAGAUGCUGGAGAGCCAAUGGAUGUUGAUCCACCUCCUCCCUCUCUCCCUAAAUCAGGUACAAUCCAACCAAUGCAACAAGCGAAAACUGUGGGUGCCUCGCAGACAGAUAAUAAAUCUAAACUUGAUUCCAUAAUAUCUAAAAUAUCUGCAAAAAAAUCAGGUGUUGCUAAGAAAGAGAGAACUGGUGACGAGUGGAAGGAAGUGCAGUUGCAAAUUAGUGAAAGUGGUGUGAUGAGUGUCACAGACAUUAGUUCAAUCAACAAACUUAUCAACAGUAUUGAGAAAAAUGUUGGUCCAUCAGAUCGCAGUGAGACCAAAGCCAUUGGCAAUAAAAAAGAGCCUUCACCUGAGAAAAUACCUUCUGUGAAGAACAAAUUGUCAUCUGGGUCUGCAGUUUCUCAAGAUGACAAAAAUGCCCCUUCCACAAAUAUUGUUCAAUCAAAAGAGUCCAAGGAUAUUGAGGUAUCAGUGAAAACUGAUGUUCGUCAAUUGAACUCAAAUGAGCCAGUUAAAUCAGAAAUAAAAGGAGAACCUCCAGCACCCAAGCCUUCAAUGAAUAUAAAGGAAGAUGGAGUAAAGAAGCCUAAACCUGAUGUGACAGAGACCAAAAUUAUGCAAAAUCCAGUAUCAGCUAAAGUAUCUACAACCUCUUUGAAAACUCAGCCAAACAUUCCAUUGCCAAAAGUUCCAAUAACUUCAAGUGCAACACAAAGUACCCAAUCAUCCGUGUUAUCAAGUUCAACCUCAAGCAGCAUGUCAUCUAUAUCCUCAAGUUUGUCACAAAAUAGUUCAAAAUUGAGUAUUGUUCCUGUAAGUGCUCCACCACCUACAGCACUAAAAAUGUGUACUGUCACACUUGGUUCAAGCCAAGUUACCCUGUCACUUUCACCAUCUCCGUCAUUGAGCUCCAAUUCCAACAUGGUUCCCACUAGUGGGCCUGUCUCAAAGCCUACCAGUUCAGCUUUGACAACAACAACAGUUACAAGAGCGUCACCAGUACCUGUGCCCAAACCAGCUCCAGCUGCUUCAAGUUCAAAAAAAUCAAGCUCAUCGCCUGUAGGUUACAAAACCUUGAAGUGUGGGCCGAAGAAUUGGAACCCCACAAUAUCAAGAAACAGCUUCUUAUCUUCGAAGGUUGAGCAGCAGGCUCCCCAACAGGGUAGUAGCACCAGUGCAGGAAACUCAGCAUCUAGCUCAUCAAAACCUGCUGCAGCACCUCGUUUCUUCAAAAUGAGAAAUACACCACGCUACUUAGGGAAUCCUGCAUCAGGUGUGAAGGCUAUGUACCAAAUACCAGACAGCAAACCUGAAACUCCUGCACCUGCUAAGUCACCCUCUGUUAUGAAACUAGACCCCAGAACUCUCUCCCCCAUUGUAUCUAAUUCAUCUUCACCUACUUCUAAAUCAUCUCCUGUUCAACCAAAAGCUAGACCUCCAUUUCCAUCGACUACUCUCUCUGCUCAAGUUAGUAAUAGUCAUAUGCCUUCAUCUCGGAGUGUAACAACAACAACUACAACUUCAAGCUCGGCCUCGAAACUUGCAGACCUAUCAAGCCUUCGCAGUUCUCCCACUCAGGCACUGGUGAACCCUUUUUUGUCAAACUCUUUCAUGCCAAAAAAUCUACCGAACUUUUUCCUUAAUAUGACACCUGGUCUACUCCCAAGUGCAGCACAGUUUGGUAUGAUGCGCCCAGGCUUAGGGUAUCCUCCAGCCUCAGUGAGUGGAUUCCACCCAUCAUUACCUCAGACUGCUGGAAUGCUUUUCAACCCUCAUCAAUUACACCGCCAACUUAGUGCCUCUUCACCUGGCAGUCCUACGGGAUACCCAUCAUCACUACCUCCAUCUCCAUCAAUGUCACUUUCUCCAUCUUCCUCUUCUACAUGUUCAUCAUCAUCAUCAUCUAAACACUAUUCUGCUGGUCAGAGAAUUCCAAUGAGCAAUGACAAGUUAUCAAGUGCUUCUAGUUCGCAGUCUUCUCCAAGCCGUACUAAUCGAACUAGUUCCUCUGGGUGUGAUGUAUCUGUGUCUAAUUCUAAAGGACUAGGGACUGAAAAAGUUAAUGGUUCAGAGUCACUUAAGAUUACAGUGGAGAACACUGCUAAAGCAAAUACUUCCAAAAAACAUGAUGAAAAGGCAGAUGCAAAGUCCAAAGGACUCUCAAAUUCAGUGUCAAAAGAUACAAAACCACCAACAUCCAGUGCAAGUGAUAAUAAUAAUACCCUUUCAAUAUCUAAAUCGAAAACAACUUCAGAGAAACCUGAAGCUGGCAAACUUCCUCAUGAUAUUUCAAAUUUGCUUCCCAAAGAAGCAGGAAAAUGUGGAAAUGAAGAGCUGGCUUCUAGAUCAAAAACUCCGAGCAGCACAUCAUUUCAGGCUCAGCAGUUAUAAUGUCUUGCUAGGUUGUUGAUCUUGAUGCUCUUUUGAGAGCAAUUUAUGUUUUAAGUUUUGCAAUAUGGGCUGUGCCCUGUGUACAAAGUUUUAAGUGCACUUUACUUGUUUGUUAGAGGAACAUAUUAUUUUGCACGUGUGCACAAGUUUGUUUUACAGUACAAAGGUGUGUAUGUUUAUUAAUACUGUGCUGGUGGAGGAUGACUACACCCACAUUUUAACUUAUCAUCACAAAAAUAGCAUAUUGUAUAAAUCUGUGAAGCAAUAAUACAAAUUGUAUACUUUCACUUUUGUGGGGGUUUUGUACAUACUGUAUUUUAAUUGUUAUUGUUGGAUGUGAUUCCCCUUUCCUUGGGAAUAUGAAUGAGUUUGAAUUAAUGGAAGUGCUCAAAAAAUUUGCAAUGAGUCUUUUUUUUUUUUUUAAGAAAAAAAAAAAAAGAAUCUAAUGACAUGUCUGGUAAAGUCACCCUGUUGGUGAUUGUGUGAUUUAAUAUUCUAUUCUCUAUACCGGUAUUUUGAAGUGUAAGUUGUAGUGUUUUAAAGAUGCUGUUAUUUUUUGUAAGUAUCAAUAUGUAUCUAUAUUUAUAAUAUUGAAUAGUUGCCUGAAAUUUGGCAAGAUUAUAAUUUUCUUUUUUAAUUUUAAGGGAUGUAUAUAACAUGGGGUUUCUUUCAUCAUCACACUUUUGGUACCCUAUUUAUCUCUUUCCCUCUACAUGUGAUAUUUGUGCACUGUUAAGACAACCCAUAACAGAUCCACAGUUUAAGUCUAGUUUAAAUCACAUAGUUAUUAAUUUUGGAUCACCUCGUUUCUUCCCUGUUCUAUGUUUUGGAAAUCUGUGCUGUUUAAUCUCUUGAGACAGACUGCUCAGCCAGCUGCCUACUUUUACGUGAAGAAACUCUAAACCCACCUAAUUUUUAUUUUCAAUGAAAUUUCUUUUCAUCCAAAGAAACCAAGUGGCUAACAAUCUCACUCAGUGCCUUCAAGGAUUUAUACCCUUUUUUACAUCCUCUUUGAUAAAUGUGCCCGUAAUGUUGGUCUUCCUUCUGCUGUAAAUUGUAAUCAUACUCACCACAGAAAUAAGGCCCAUCUCUAACCUAUCCAUACUAACUGCCUUUUGAUUUGUGAUUCAUGUAAUACUGUCUUCAUCUAACAUAGACUACAGUAAUAUUUAAGGGUCCACAUAAAUUGACUUAAUUACAAUUUUCUACAAUAUAUCUUCCACCCUGUUUUGAGGUAAAUAUUUUAUUUACCUACUUGUAAUUUUUUAUUCAUGGCAAUGUGUCCACUUACAGAUAAUGUGAACUGUUAAUAUUUUUCAAAAAUAUUUUUGUAAUACUAGCUCUAAUAAUGUUGACGAACAUUAGUCAAUUGUUUUACAUGUUAGCGCAGGGUAUUGCUUGUAUUUCUUUCUUUUAAUACCAGUACAGACUUUCUAUUGUGCCUUUGAGAGGUUGCCUCUAUCAAACUAUUAUAAUCUAUUUGUUUUCAUUGUUGACUAGUUUGAAGAAUGUGCCUGAAAAGGCAUUCUCGAGACAAUUAAGAAGUAGCAUAUGGAGUGGAUCUGAAACCAUAUUGGUGUUUUUUCUAUAUUAUCAUUGUUUUUGUGAAUCUCCUUACUGCUGGAUUCUUAUUUCAAUUAGCAGAAGAAAUUCUGUGCUUAACAUGAAAUUUUCUCACUUUAAAUUGACACAACUUCAAUUUGUUUUUUUUUAAUAUUCUUGAAGUUUAUUUUUAAAAUUCUAUGGUUUACAGGGUUUUUUUGUACUGUCUGUAUAAAAAUCAUGCUUUUUAUCUUUGUGUGAGAAAGUUUCAUUUUCUUACUGAGCUUGUCAAAUUGAAUGAAUGUGAAUUUUCAAUAUUGUAAACAAGCGUUUUUUUUUCCGUGCAGAUUCUCUGCAAAGUUUGUUUCGUUCAGAGACUGGACUGUUUUUCAGUACUUGGAUACUUGUUGAUGUAUGUGUACUUUUACUUGGCACUAGUAUUUUAUUGUUGUGCUCACUCUCCAAAGUUGAUUGAUAUUUCACAUCAGUUGAGUAUGUUUGUCAACUUUCUGUCUACUGCUUAAUUUUUUCUUUUUCACUGCUGCAUGGGCGUUUCUAGUCUAGUCUUUUCAUUAAUUGUACAUUUGAAAGGCACUGUCUUCAGCUUACUAUGCAUUACAAUGAAUGUUAAUUCUCUUCAAGUUUUACUUACACGUUGAAGUUCAAUGUCUUAUGUAUAUUUUGUAAAUGUGUGCCAACUUCCUUUAGAUUUCUAUGCAUAUAUUAUGUAUUUUUAUGUUCAGUUGGAAGCUUGUUUUCAUUAAACAUCUGCAUUGCAGAAAACAUCA